AUGAGUCAUCCGGGCUGGGUGAUGGUCUCGUUCCUGACCGAAUUGCUCAGCUCGUACGGCGGGCUCGGCACGGCCCACUUACCCAACAAUUGCGCCAACGACACGGAAGUCAUAGACAACCUCUUGAAGGAGGCUUACAACAAGCAUUAUCUCCCAGCGUAUCCUGUCCGCGUCCGCGUAGACAUGUGGGUCCAGGAAGUGACAGCGGUUAGCGAGCUGACGCAGGACUUCGAGAUAGGUAAUUACAACUGGUUUUACUGUGUUUUUCUGAGUCUAUUGUUGUAGGCAAGAUUACUUGCAAUUUCUUUGUCAUAGACGACGUUAUAUUUUGGUAUUUUUAGUAUGUCUUGGCAUUCUUUAUAUCAUAACGUUACAAUUUAUGGCACUCUUUUAUAAAGCAUUUGUGUGCAUAUGGUACUGUUUUUGCUUGAUGGUGCCUUUUUUUGCGAUUAGUACUACUUUACAGCAUUCAGUACCACUUUUUACAAAAUUUACCGCUUUUUUAAGAAAAAAAAACAUUGUUUUUAAGCUAUUUUGUACCAUAAUGUACCAUUUUUUAUUAGAAAGUACCAUUUGGCAUAAUAAGGUAACAAACUCCUUUUUACAACAGUCAUAUUUCAGACUUGUAUAUUAACGAGUUCUGGGAGGAUCCAGCGUUGGCGUUCAACUACAUGAAUCCCUGCAAGAACAAUAUAUCAUUUGAUGACAAAGUGCUCCAGAAGCUGUGGAUUCCGAACACUUGUAAGUGACCGUGUAGCCGAAUUUAAUCUCUUUUUGUCUCAGGUUUCAUUAAUUCCAAGAAUGCUGCAAUUCACGAAAGUCCAUUCAGGUAGGCGACACAUGACACUAGGGUUACUGUAAUUCUAGGAACGUGUUUCUGAUGGUCCUAUCAAACGGUACAGUAUGGGUAAACUACCGCAUGAAGGUAACGGGUCCUUGUGAUAUGAACUUAAAAAGGUAAUGGUUUUACCUUGCAUUAUCAUUAAAAUCAUCGUGAAUAAGUUUAAUUUAAUCACCGUACUAUUGUAGAUUUCCCUUUGAUCAACAAAAGUGUUUUCUGACCUUCGAGUCUUUCAACUACAACACCGGGGAAGUGAGAAUGCAGUGGAAUCAACCAUAUCCUGUCAUGUUGCUCAAAUCUAUCGAAUUGCCAGACUUUGUUUUAGUUAAUUAUAGUGUCAUAGCGAUUGAACAAAUGUAUCCAGCCGGCUGGUGGGACGAGCUUACCGUAGCAUUCGUCUUUAAACGACGGUUCGGGUGGUACAUUCUUCAGGGAUACAUUCCUACGUAAGUACCAUGAUUAACAUACUGUAAAAAUUGUGAAAAGUGAAAACUGAAUACAACAACCAUCGAUGAUUUCCAUAAAGACUACUGCCAAACUUUAAACUGCAGCCUUGUAUUUCAGAUAUGUUACUAUCUUCAUUUCGUGGAUAUCAUUUUACUUGGGCUCUAAAGCCAUUCCUGCUCGAACAAUGUUAGGCGUUAACUCACUACUUGGUAAGCUACAUUACCUUUGCUUUUACUACCAUUUAUUACAUUUGCAUUCCACUUCUUUUUAGCAAUGACAUUUCAAUUUGGAAACAUCAUCAGAAACCUUCCUCGUGUCUCUUAUGUUAAGGUAAGGUUAUGUACAAACUUUGCUCUUUUUACCUUCAACUAUUUAUGAAAAGUUCUUCUUUUAGUACAAUAUAGAUAUUAUCUAACCACUUCUUGAAGAGAUCCUUCCUCAAUUCUUAUUCUUUUUACCAUUCCCGUUUUCAGGCUAUUGACGUGUGGAUGUUAUCAGGUAUGAUGUUCAUCUUUAUGAGCUUAUUAGAACUGGCGGUGGUCGGGUUCAUGUCCAGGAACGACGGUCUUCCACGCCGCGCAUCGCUACGAAAACGAAACGACGACGACUUUUCGUGGAAAGAAAUGCCGAGCCCGCGAAUUGGAUUAAGGCAGUUUUGGGUGGAAAAACAAUGUGCCAGUCUGAGGAAUAAUAACGACGACUUGCCGGUGACUGAGAUCAGAGAACGGCCGCCCAUUAUUCAGCCGAUAACCGAGCCGCCCAUUCAGUGCACCUUCAACAAGUCGAGGACACACUCGAAGAGCGGAAUCCUGCUGUCUUUGUACGACCUCAUUAGGUGCUUCAAAAUAAUAACGCCGGAAAAGGUGGACAAAUACAGGUAGGACACAAUAAGAACAAAGCAUAACACAGAGCCACUGUUUCAGAUGUUUUUUACAUUUUCAUAAAGAAAAUAUAGCAAUUGCCAGAGGUUUUAACUGCAAAAAUAUUUUGAAAAGUACCACUAAUAGUGCUUAACAUAAUUUUUUAAAAAACAUAAAUUUUCUAAUCAAAACUAUAGGUAAUCUGGAAUUAUUACUCGCAUCAUAAAUAAUUUCUAACAUAACCUCCGCAAAAACUAAAAUCAAACAUAACUCAACCACUUUUAGUGCAAUCCUAUUCCCCACUGCGUACUUUAUCUUCAAUGUUGGAUAUUGGGGCUACUACCUCACAGACCUCUCUGCCGAAGAUUUGUCUAUCAGCUGA
Messenger RNA from Bursaphelenchus okinawaensis, 2530 nucleotides. The record is from the annotation of a GenBank genome assembly. NCBI's taxonomy places the organism in Eukaryota, Metazoa, Nematoda, Chromadorea, Rhabditida, Aphelenchoididae.